UUUUGAAUUGCCCGCCAAAUUAAGGUCACACUAGUCGUUUGUGGCAUGGUCACCCUUAGCGCUUGGAUAUGGCCACACUAGCAAGAAGUGAUCUCAGCUGAUCAGCUGUUUAUUCAAACAAUAUUUUUGUUUAGGCAACGACACAUUUUCACAAGAGCACAUUUUAUUAUCUACUUAGCGUAAAGCAAAUCUAAAACGAAAACCGCAAAACUCAACCACAAAACCAACCGCAAUCGGCAAUCCAUUGCCGCGGUCCGGAGUCGGUGCCAGAGACAGGCAGGCGUCAGUUGCAAUUUCGACAACGACAACGCCAAACGAACCGCAAAACACAACAGCAACAUCUUCAUUCUCAUCCACACCCACAACAAACACCCGCGCAAAAGUCAUGAGCAUUACUCCGCCUCCCCCCACUCCUGUCCGGACACUGAACACCCUGCUCAAUGUGCCCGAGCAGAUGGAACUGUGCCAAAUUGAGUUGAUCUAUCGGGCGGAGGGCAAUGCAAAUCUAGUACUGGCUUUGCCGCAAUUUAAAAAAGUUUUACGUUUGCCAAAAAUGAUAUUCAACAGACGCCGACAGUCGGAGUCAAACACGAAGUCCAAGUCCAAGUUGGAGUCGGAGAUGCAGACGAAUCCGCAUCCGGCUGGGGAGUCCAGUGUAUCCGCUGAAGCUGGCGACUUGACAAUGCCGGAUUUUAUGGCUUAUAUCGAGAUAAUGCGCCGUCUAUUAGGAAAUGAGUUUGUCUGCGAAGCGGAUAUUGUUGCUAUACCAAAGGAAGAUGAUAGAUUCUGGAUAAAUGAGCACAUACGCCACCAUAGACCGGUUUCGCGUCUGGAUAAGGAAUUUGUGGGGCCAUUCGGUCUGCUGCUGCCAGAUGUGACCCAAUUGCCUGCCACGUUCGAUGUUUUACUUGCCAAUUUACAGGCAACAGACGAAGCAAUAGUACGAGGUGAAGCCAUCGCCGGAGUUCGUCGUCUGGGCCAUACAUAUGCCAUCGAAAUAAAACCCAAACAGGGCUGGCUACAGUUUGCAAGUGAUGUCAACGAUUUAUUUGAUUUAAUGCCAACAGAAGCGAAAGCAACAACAACAGAACACCAGACGACACGAAAGGACGAAGGGGAGAGCAAUGAAACGGGACAAGGGCAAGAGAUGAAGCCCAUUCUGGACAAGGGCAGGUGCAAGUGUCGUUAUUGUAGCAUGCAGGUUUUGAAGCUAAGCAAAGGAAAAAUCAAACAGUUGAGCGGCUACUGUCCCAUGGACUUGUUUUCCGGUGCACCCGGUCGUAUGCUUGAUGCCUUGAAUGCACUUUUCGCCUGCCCGCAAAAUAACUUACGUGUAUUCCAGAACGGCAAUUUAAUUUAUGGCGAUCAUGCGAAUUCGAUUUCCUGUGAACAAUUGUAUUCACAGGUUUUUCCCGGCGAAAUUAUGGUGCUUAUAAAACAUUUGCUGGUUGCCUGCCUUCUCAGGGAAUACAGUGUGGAGCAGCGGGAGAAGGAGCAGGAAAAGAAGGAGUAUGCCAACCAAUGCCAAAGAGAAAGCCAAACCCAGACCCAGAGCCAAAGCCACGUUGCAAUUGGGCAAGUGAAGACAAAAGGUUUAGCUGGUGAAAUUGGCGCCGCUAAUGUUGCCAUGACAGAGUUAGCGAAAAGGCAAGUGGAGGGGGACGAUGGAGAGACGGUAGAGGUUGAUUCUGUCAAUUCUGGUCAAUCCUCGAGAAGGACAAGAGAAGCAGCUGGUGAAACAGCAACGACCCAAAGGUACACAAAACGUUGCCGACUAGAAACAGCAACAAAAACAACGGAAACAAAAACGGAAACACGGCCAACUCGGAGUCCAAAACUGAAAGAGAAUCAGAAUCAGAAUCAAACUCAAGCACAAGUCAACAGAGCAGAAAGACUGGGUCUGCAAAAAAAUUGUGUGUUGCAAAAAAUUUUGCAUUUACAAUUGCUGGUAAAGCAACACUUUGAUUAUAUGUGGCAGGCCAACUACUCGACGCAUUCGCAACGUAGCUAUAAAGCUUUGAGAGAACUGCUGCCCCUAAUCGAAGCCAUUAAAUUGGAGGAGCUGCAGCCGGAGCAGGCUUAUAUGCUGGGUGCCACUGCCUUGGACUGCUCGAUAAUGUUGACAUUUCAGGAAAUCGAAUGUCAGGAUAACAAAGACAACGAAAAAGGUUCCCCCGUGCUGUGUCCCGCACUGGGACUGGUUACUGUGCUGGGUCAUCAGUUUCUCACCAAGCUCACUGUUUUGGAUUUGGAUCCCAAGCCUGAUAGUCACUUUCAUAAAUUCAUAGAGCAGACACGUGAAAUUGAAAAGUGCUGCCAAGCAUUAAAUUAAUUAAU
Drosophila willistoni is the source of this 2337-nucleotide messenger RNA. It is a transcript of the gene Ipk1, whose product is annotated as inositol-pentakisphosphate 2-kinase. Gene Ontology annotation, cellular component: nucleus. Gene Ontology annotation, molecular function: ATP binding; inositol-1,3,4,5,6-pentakisphosphate 2-kinase activity. The transcript has 9 exons. Gene Ontology annotation, biological process: inositol phosphate biosynthetic process. Lineage: Eukaryota; Metazoa; Arthropoda; Insecta; Diptera; Drosophilidae. The record is from RefSeq and is a predicted model, not a curated record. Bases 386 to 2332 code for a protein of 648 amino acids.